Molecule: messenger RNA, 1296 nt
Organism: Oncorhynchus masou masou (cherry salmon)
Lineage: Eukaryota; Metazoa; Chordata; Actinopteri; Salmoniformes; Salmonidae
Product: src-like-adapter
Exons: 7
Coding region: 302-1225 (307 amino acids)
Biological process (GO): signal transduction; regulation of MAPK cascade
Cellular component (GO): nucleoplasm; plasma membrane; COP9 signalosome
Molecular function (GO): phosphotyrosine residue binding; epidermal growth factor receptor binding
Source: RefSeq, a predicted model, not a curated record
CUUAUCACCGUUAUACAGUACCGUAGCAUCAUGCUAAGCUAAUUCAGGCUAUAUUACAUUAUAAUUCCGGCUAUAUUACACCAAAUAUUGGUUAUAUUAGGUAUAACGACGGAGGCUGCUACAGACUGGUAGGGUAAGUCUAUCUGAGGAAAGGGUGAUGAUAUCCACAUGCUAAACUGGAGAAUACCAGUGCUGGGCUAAAUCGCGAGAUAAAGGAAUGAGAGGCAAGCACACAUAGCACUGCUACUUCCCAGCUCUUUAUUCCUGCAUCCAAAUGAUCAACAAGGCUCUCUGACCAGACAUGGGGAACAUCUGGACCAGCCCAGUCGCUAUGCCAGGGAAUGGAGAUGACACCAACACCAGCUCUGAUCCCUUUCUGAGAAACAAUGAUACCCUGAGAGUCCUGUCUGACUACACCUCUGCAGAUGUCAGUGAAACCCUGGUAGUCUUGUCUGACUACCCCUCUGCAGAUGUCAGCGUGCCUCUCUUCAGGAUAGGAGAGAGACUGAGACUCCUGGCAGAGGAGGGUUACUGGUGGAGGGUUUCUUCUGUCCAAACAGGAUAUGAGAACUACAUCCCCAACAACCAUGUGGCCAAGGUCUAUCACGGCUGGUUGUUUGAAGGGGUGGCCCGACCCAAAGCAGAGGAGCUGCUUCGUCUGCCUGGAAACAGAGCUGGCUCCUUCAUGAUAAGAGAAAGUCAAAAAGGAGUGUAUACCCUGUCUGUACGGCACAGGGUUGUGGUACACUAUCGUAUUAUUCGCCUUCCCAACAACUGGUACUACAUCUCUCCUGGUCUAACCUUCCAGUGUCUCGAGGACCUCGUCAACCACUACUCUGAUUGUGCAGACGGCCUGUGCUGUAUUCUCACCACCCCCUGUCAGGCUGUAACCAAUGGCAACCUCAACCUGGCCUCCCAGGCACCCCCUGUGGUGAUGCACAACAACUUCGACUGGAAAGACGUCAACAGCUCGGAGCUGACAGACCAGCCUCAUCGUUACCCCGGCAACAGAGACUCUAUGAUCAGCUUUGGCUUGCGGAACACAGUCUCCUCCUACAUGUCUCUGGGGGACAUGAGGAAGGAGAGGAAGAGCAGCAGCUGGAGGAGGAAUAAGAGGAGGAGCAGUGUGUGUGUACCUCCCGGUAACGGUCACGGACUCAGCACUACAGCACUGGAAGAGGAAGAGGAAGGGAUGUACGCACAAGCCAUCCUCCUGAACUCUUAAGACUGGAUAUGGCCUUAAAUGUAUAGAGAGGACAUAUCCUGCAGUAUAGAGAGGACAUAGUGCUGUAUAGA